AUGCUGAAAGAAACUUACUUCAAGCUUCAGAACCUUGAAGUAUUUCCUAGUAUCCUCCCAGCAGCCCGACAACUGCUGAACCAAAUGCUUUCUGGUUCCCUUCUAGAUGCGAUCAAAGAAUCCCAUUCCAAUAUUCUUGGUAUAGACGAGUUCACGCCAGCCAAACUGGCGGAAUUUGUCCGGACAGCCGAAGCCAAAACAAAGACCGAAUGGGAGGACUAUCUUGCGAGAAGGAAAUCUGGAUCCCCGAGGGAGCUCUUCCAUGAUGCAGAACGUGCCAGACACUGGCUUAGGCAGAAUGCCCCUUUGAAGUACGUGGAUGGUGCAUGGCUUGGUCAUAUUCACAAAGUCACAACUCCUUUUGCCUUCCGCAGAGUCACCAAGGACGCGUGGCAAGUGUUGUCAGAAGAGCUCGGAGAUGGUGACCUGCGCAAGAACCAUGUGUUUCUCUACCAACAGCUGCUGGGGCAGGUUUCCUCUCAAUUACCAGCCGGCGACUCCGAAGAUUUCAUUCGACCCCAUCAUGGACUGGACGAUGUUGGUGUUUGGAGAGCUGCUGUAGCUCAAUUGCUUAUUUCACUAUUCCCACACGAAUUUCUACCGGAGAUUCUCGGCUUCAACCUUCAUUUUGAAGGCUUGACUUUUACCACGCUCCAGGUGGCCUGUGAAUUGAAAGAGCUGGGAAUCGAUCCUUACUACUUUCUUAUUCAUAUUACAAUCGACAAUUCCGACUCGGGGCAUACGGCGAUGGCAAUGGAGACCGUUAUCAGAUAUCUCGACAUCGUCCAAACCCAAGAGGGCAACAACGGGGUGCAAAAAGCCUGGAAGCGCAUUCAGGCAGGAUAUGUCUUGUCUGAGCGAUCCGCCACCGUCUCCGUCAGAAGCUUGGAGAAUAAAAAGACAGUGCCAGUAACAGAGGGCCUUGCUGAAGAUGUCACUAAGAUAUUUCAAGCAAAAGCUUGUGCAGCAGACAAGAUCCACUGCGCUAGUCGUAUGACGAUUAGUGGUCGUUCUUUAGCUGAAUGGCUCGAUCCAAUCCACAUCUGCGACAAAAGAUGGCAGCUUGAUUUUCUCUAUGCCCUGGCCAACUGCACACCUUGGGUGAAAAGGGGUGACAGCGAGAACAGUAGGCUCAUUCAUGAACUCUGCUGGGGUGGCCGGAUGUUCGGGUCCUUCACACACCAUGAAGUUGAAACAGUGAAGAAUUGGAUUGACUCGUUGGAUAACUUCUAUAUGUUCUACGUUGGAAGCCAAGACGGCCUGCACGCCACUUCCAAGAGCAGUGAUAUUCGUUAUGAUUAUCCUGUAUUUUCCUCCCUGAGUGUGGAUGAUAUCCUAGGACAAACAGUCCCAUUGUUGCGGGAUGAGGAUCGGUUCAUCCUUUCCAGUGCGAAUAUCACUACAGUUGCGAGGAUCCUUCCAUUAUGGCUCACCCACCCCUGCCUUCUAGAGGGUUUUGUGGCUGUCCCUUUCAAAUCAACCAAUACCCUUCACUGUACGGUGAUACGCCUUCUUCGGAGUCAAUAUGGGUUCGGAAUUGAACGACAUGGCGUCGAAGGCAUUGAUGAGGUCCGUCGAGAUGCGGUUGGUCUCGUCGAGCUAGGACAAGAGUUGAUAAGGAUCUAUGGUGCGGAAAAGGUGGACUCCCUUGGGGAUGCUCUAGAGCGGUGGCCUUCUGAUUUCGCUACCGCAAUGCUACACCUGUCUAUGCAACCUAUGAGGCACAGAGGCUUAUUGCUAGGUAUGACAAGCGCCUUUGUUAGCCUCCAUGAGCAUGUGGCGUCUUCCGACCUCCUACCCCUCAAAAUGAGACUUAUUUUGCAGGGUAUUAUCGUUCGAGAGCAAGAAAGUUUAAAGAUCUGUAGAGAUGAACUGUCUGACGAUGGACAGGAAUAUGGUGACUUUGCUCGGGGCUUUAUGCUAGCGAAACGGGCGAUCUUGCAGUGCUUUGAAUAG
This is a messenger RNA of Aspergillus pseudoviridinutans, 1956 nucleotides long. Its product is annotated as iron-containing redox enzyme family protein. The coding region runs from base 1 to 1956 and encodes 651 amino acids. The record is from RefSeq and is a predicted model, not a curated record. The transcript has a single exon. Lineage: Eukaryota; Fungi; Ascomycota; Eurotiomycetes; Eurotiales; Aspergillaceae.